This is a messenger RNA of Menidia menidia (Atlantic silverside), 1531 nucleotides long. NCBI's taxonomy places the organism in Eukaryota, Metazoa, Chordata, Actinopteri, Atheriniformes, Atherinopsidae. The record is from the annotation of a GenBank genome assembly.
CUGCACGAAGAUGGCGGCCGAACUGGUGGAAGCGAUGAACAUGGUGAAAAGUUUCCGGGUCUCAGACCUGCAGACGCUGCUGGCCUCGAUGGGCCGCAGUAAAAGUGGCCUGAAGCAGGACCUGGUGGGCCGCGCUCUGAGGCUGGUGCAGACCGAGUACAGCCCAGAGCUGCUGAAGAACGUCCGGCAGCUUUACGAGUCGCGCUUUCCCAAAGCCUCCGGUUGGCUGGCGGCGCGGCGCCCCGAAGGCGUGCCGGUCGCUUAUUCGUCCCUCAGCUCCUCCCCCACCGCCACCUCUCAGGGCGCAGACUACCUCAACGGCAUCUCCAAACCGCUCCCUGCUCCCGCGGCAGAGGUCAAGCUGGUCGCACUGCCCUUCUACCAAACCCUAGAGACCCUGCUGCCACCCACAGAGCUAAUUGCCCAGAACAAUGAGAAACUGCAGGACAGUCAAUGCAUCUUUGAAUUAACACCGACACAAGCAGACCAGAUCAGAAAUGCAAGUGAACUUCGUCCUGGAAUCCGAUCAAUCCAAGUUGUUCUUAGAAUCUGUUACACGGACUCCAUCGGUGUUCAGGAGGACCAGUAUCCUCCCAACAUCGCUGUUAAGGUCAACCAGUCCUACUGUCAUGUGCCGGGUUAUUAUCCCUCCAACAAGCCUGGCGUUGAACCCCGUCGUCCUUGCCGCCCCGUAAACAUCACUCCCUGGUUGCAUCUCUCCAGUAUCACCAACAGAGUCACCAUCACCUGGGGGAACUUCGGCAAGCGCUACUCGGUGGCGGUCUACCUGGUGAAGGUCUACACCGCAGCAGACCUCUUCAACCAGCUGAAGCUCUGCUCCGUGGAGAGCGCCGAACGCUGUCGCGAACGCAUCCAGGACAAACUCCGCUUCGAUCCAGAGAGUGAAAUUGCGACCACAGGCCUCAGAGUUUCUCUCAUCUGUCCACUGGUGAAGAUGCGGCUCGGCGUUCCCUGCCGAGUUCUGACAUGCGCCCACCUUCAGUGUUUCGACGCAGUCUUCUUCCUGCAGAUGAAUGAGAAGAAGCCCACGUGGACCUGCCCCGUCUGCGACAAGCCGGCUCCCUUUGAGCUGCUCACCAUCGAUGGGCUGUUGUCCGAGAUCCUGAAGGAGACGAACGAAGACAUCGAGGAGAUCGAAUACUUAACAGACGGCUCCUGGCGACCCAUCAGGGAUGAGAAGGAGAGGGACAAAGAGCGGGAGCGCAGCCACACCCCGGAGUACCGAGUCGUCGAUAUAUGCAUUCCUGAAGCGAACGGUCACUCGCCGGCCCACAGCAGCACCAGCCUGUCGGGCAAGUCCGGGAGCGGUUCGGUGGGCGUGUCCGGAGGAGCCCCGGGGGGGGCAGGGGGGGGGGGGGGCGUGGUGGUGGAUCUGACUCUGGACUCCUCCUCGGAGGAGGAAGGGGGCGGGGCGGGCGGGGACAGCGAGGACACGGAGGACAGCGCCGACAGCCCCGCCCCCAAAAGGGGCCGGUACAACUACGACAAAGACCUGGUCACCGCGUACUGA